This is a messenger RNA of Alligator sinensis (Chinese alligator), 748 nucleotides long. It is a transcript of the gene IGFBP7, whose product is annotated as insulin like growth factor binding protein 7. Lineage: Eukaryota; Metazoa; Chordata; Crocodylia; Alligatoridae. Gene Ontology annotation, cellular component: extracellular region. Gene Ontology annotation, biological process: regulation of signal transduction; regulation of cell growth. The coding region runs from base 16 to 576 and encodes 186 amino acids. The record is from RefSeq and is a predicted model, not a curated record. The transcript has 5 exons. Gene Ontology annotation, molecular function: insulin-like growth factor binding.
CUAAACUUAGCACAGAUGGAAAAUUCCCAUUGUGAUGAGAGCCAGUUGCUGCAGGAGAGUCCUUCAGGGGAUGUGCUGGGCGCCCUGUUGUUUGAGAGACCAAAGAACAACAGGAAAUGGCCGUUUUCUGACCAGGAGCAGAACACACCACCCCAUGGAGGAUUUUUCAACCUCAUUUCCCUAGGUCCACUCUGUGCAGCAGGACCCUCCAUUGUGACUCCCCCCAAGGAUAUCUGGAAUGUCACUGGAGCGCAGAUUUACCUGAGCUGUGAAGUCCUGGGAAUCCCAACCCCGGUGCUCAUCUGGAAUAAGAUAAUACGGGGACAAUACGGUGUCCAGCGGAUGGAGCUCCUGCCUGGGGACCGUGAGAACUUGGCUAUCCAGACCCGUGGUGGGCCUGAAAAGCAUGAAGUGACUGGCUGGGUGCUGAUCUCUCCUUUGAGUAAAGAAGAUGCUGGGGAAUAUGAGUGUCAUGCAUCAAACUCGAAGGGAGAAGCUACAGCCUCUGCAAAAAUCACUGUUGCUGAUGCCCUACAUGAAAUACCUAUAACAAAAGAUGAUGGUGCAGAGCUGUGACACAGAGGACUGUAUCAUUCAUGCACAGUUUAAGUUAGCAAUUUGGAAAGCUGCAGUCACUAGGCUUUUCCAGCGCAAUAAUCAGUUCCCUGUCCCCAUUCAUUCAGCCUUCUAAUAUUGUUUUGCUUUCACACUUUUUGCAAACAUACAAAUAAACAGGAUUCACAAUGGA